Messenger RNA from Syngnathoides biaculeatus (alligator pipefish), 2293 nucleotides. RefSeq names its product transmembrane protein 236-like. Bases 695 to 1834 code for a protein of 379 amino acids. Lineage: Eukaryota; Metazoa; Chordata; Actinopteri; Syngnathiformes; Syngnathidae. The transcript has 5 exons. The record is from RefSeq and is a predicted model, not a curated record.
ACCUGCGCCAUUAACAAACAGACAAUUCCAAAAAUGUGAACCCGUUUUAACUCCAGAAGGAAAAUAACCAAGAUCUGUCACUACUGUGUUACAAAGUAUCUUGUAUGUAAAGCUUAAAGUAAGAUUUUGGUUAAUUGUGAAUACCUCAGUUUUGUAAUAUCAGAUUUAAUAAUGGUAGAGUUAGAAUAAAUGUCAAGCUCUUCACAAGACUGACAUAACAGUUUACAUUAAGUGCUGGCUCAAAUAAUGAUCCCCCCCUCCCUGUUAUUAUUUUUAUUAAGACAGUACUGGAUGUAUUUCCAGCAUAUGUAAGGGCGACACUUAAAUGUAAGCGUCAGUGUUAAAUAAUAUUCAAACUCCAAAGUGCCCAUUGAGCAUUUUCAGUGUCGCCUUCGUCGUCGCCGUCUAAACUUAUACCAGCAGCCCCCGCGCGCGGCCCUUCACACUCCCCACCCUCCCCUGCUCGGCCCUAUUUGGACACGCAGCGGCGCUCCAUUCAUUCCAGCGCCCCCCCCCCCAGCUGACCCCCUACCCGGCCGUCAUGGCGAUGUUGUAGAAGGCACACAAUGGGGAUCGCGCUGUAAGCAGUUUCGGGCCGGCGCUGCGUGGAACGUACUGGUGGCGGGGGCAGGGCGGACAGCGGCGGGGACCGCUCUCCGCCCCCCUGGGUCUCCCACCCCGGUGUCCUCGCAGCAUGGGCUCGGGCCGGACGCUGAAGUUGGCGGUGUGCGAGGCGCUGCAGUUCGCCGGCCUGUGCGUGCCGCUCUUUGUGGUCAUGCAGCGCUUCGCCGCCAUCGUGGCCAAGGUCCAAGGUGAGGGGGGCACCGGCGGGGCCUACUGGCUCAUCGUGGCCUCGUCGGUGGCUUACAUCACGUCCGCCACCCUCCUGAUCUGGGUGCCCCUCAAGUAUAUGGUGUUCGCCAAGAAGAGAUUCCUGGUGGGGAGAAAGAAGUGGAGGCCCGUGGCCCUCGUGUUUGUGGUCCUCUCCACGAUGCCCUGCUUUGCCUUCCUCAUCGCCAGCUCUGAGGUCCAGAUCCGCCACAAGCUGCGUCACGACGACUUCGGCGAGCUUCCCGUGUCCCUCAUCCUUUUCUCGCUUAUCUGCAUGGACGUCGUGGAAAGGAUGCGCCACUGCAGGCUGACAGGCCGGGAUAACGUCCUGGAGAGAGACGCCGACAUCCCCUCCUCAGUGCUGACUCACGUGGAACAGGUCUCCCCCAUAUCCCCUGCCGUUCAGGGGUCCGGGAUGACUGGCCCCGGAAGGGCCGGUCCCGCUUUACCCCCCGCGGCGUCGGCUGGGGCGACGGGCCAGCGGGGGGGCAACAGGACCCACAACAGCUCCAGCCGUAGACCGGAGACCAACGGCGCCGUCCCAGGGAUUCCCGGCAACGCCAGGAGGGCAUUGAGCGUUCCGGAAUCCAGCCCCAGCGUGGCGCGCCCCCCCUCGGGCCCACUGCGGUUCCUGUGUGCUAGCGACACCCGCGCCGAUGUCUUCGUGGACGGCUUCAUGUUCUGGAUGGACACGGCGGAGAUGACGCGGGUGGCAUCCCACCAGCUGGUUUGCUUCUCGGGGUGGGUGUCCCCCAUUUACGUCUUCUGCUGCCUGUCCUGCCUGCGGGUGGUGGUCGCCCCCCACGACCCGCUUCUGUCCUUCCUGGGCGUCGUCCUCCAGGACCUGCCCUUCCUGUUCGUGCGAGCCGGCCUGCUGGCCAUCUUCGGUCUGGUCACGCCGGUGCUUUACCUGCUCAAGAAUCUGCUGGUGUGCUUGGCCUUCAUCUACUUCAACUUCAUGACCAAGCUCAGGAUCUUCAACACCCAGAGGAUGUACUUUUAAACCCACCACUCCCCCCCCCCCCCCAAAAAGAAGUAGAACUUUUGUACAUGUUUCUGCAGUGUAGCCCUGCAGUCGCCGCUUGAAAAUGGACCGGAAUCUUCACCCGGCCUAGCCACAACGUUUUGCAAAUAAGUUACGUGACCGUUCACAUGAAUUGAAGGGGUGUUGCUGUUUUGGUUAGCAAUUGAGUUCAAACGGGCUACGUGUCUGUGAGGUGAGGAAAAUUAUAAUUAGUGUAAUAUAAUAAUAAUUUUUGGAAAAUGAGGGCUUUUAAUGUAUUUGAGGGAGAUUUUUACUUGUGGAUUUGUAGCUUCCUAUUCACAUUUGUAAUAAAUAUUUAUAUUACAUUUUGGACAAGUUUCGCCCUAGUUGAGUUCAUAAUGAGAUUUGAGAUUUAUUUCAUAUCUGAUUCUUCCGGGUCAUUUAACACACCCCGGGUCGAAUCGACCCGCAGAAUGU